This is a messenger RNA of Miniopterus natalensis, 5475 nucleotides long. The record is from RefSeq and is a predicted model, not a curated record. Lineage: Eukaryota; Metazoa; Chordata; Mammalia; Chiroptera; Miniopteridae.
CGCCGGGCCGGGGGCGCAGGACGCGGCCGCCUCGACGGCCGACUUCCCGUUCCAGAUCCACAACAGCUCGGGCUGGAUCACGGUGCGCGCGGAGCUGGACCGCGAGGCGGUGGAGCGCUACAGCUUCGGCGUGGAGGCGGUGGACCACGGCUCGCCGCCCAUGAGCUCGUCGGCCAGCGUGUCCAUCACGGUGCUGGACGUCAACGACAACGACCCGGUGUUCACGCAGCCCACCUACGAGCUGCGGCUCAACGAGGACGCGGCGGUGGGCAGCAGCGUGCUGACCCUGCGCGCGCGGGACCGCGACGCCAACAGCGUGAUCACCUACCAGCUGACGGGCGGCAACACGCGCAACCGCUUCGCGCUCAGCAGCCAGAGCGGCGGCGGCCUGGUCACCCUGGCGCUGCCCCUGGACUACCAGCAGGAGCGUCAGUACGUGCUGGCGGUGACCGCGUCGGACGGCACGCGCUCGCACACGGCGCAGGUCUUCAUCAACGUCACGGACGCCAACACCCACCGGCCGGUCUUCCAGAGCUCCCACUACACCGUGAGCGUCAGCGAGGACCGGCCCGUGGGCACCUCCGUGGCCACCAUCAGCGCGGCCGACGAAGACACGGGCGAGAACGCGCGCAUCACCUACGUGCUGGAGGACCCGGUGCCGCAGUUCCGCAUCGACCCCGACAGCGGCACCGUCUACACCACCACCGAGCUGGACUACGAGGACCAGGCCGCCUACACGCUGGCCAUCACCGCCCGGGACAACGGCAUCCCUCGCAAGUCCGACACCACGUCCCUGGAGAUCCUCAUCCUCGACGCCAACGACAAUGCGCCCCGCUUCCUGCGGGAUUUCUACCAGGGCUCCGUCUUCGAGGAUGCCCCGCCGUCCACCAGCGUCCUGCAGGUCUCCGCCACCGAUCGGGACUCGGGCCCCAAUGGCCGGCUGCUCUACACCUUCCAGGGCGGGGACGACGGCCACGGCGACUUCUACAUCGAGCCCACGUCCGGCGUGAUCCGCACCCAGCGCCGGCUGGACCGAGAGAACGUGGCCGUGUACAACCUUCGCGUCCUGGCCGUGGACCGGGGCAGGCCAGCGCCCCUUAGCGCCUCCGUGGACAUCCAGGUGACCGUCUUGGACAUUAAUGACAACCCCCCCGUGUUCGAGAGGGACGAGCUGGAGCUGUUCGUGGAGGAAAACAGCCCCGUGGGGUCCGUGGUGGCGAGGAUUCGUGCCAAUGACCCCGACGAGGGCCCCAACGCCCAGAUCAUGUAUCAGAUCGUGGAGGGCAACGUGCCCGAGGUCUUCCAGCUGGACCUGCUGAGCGGCGACCUGCGGGCCCUGGUGGAGCUGGACUUUGAGGUCCGGAGGGAGUACGUGCUGGUGGUGCAGGCCACCUCGGCGCCCCUGGUGAGCCGGGCCACCGUGCACGUCCGCCUGCUGGACCAGAACGACAACCCGCCCCUGCUGCCCGACUUCCAGAUCCUCUUCAACAACUACGUCACCAAUAAGUCCAACAGCUUCCCCACCGGCGUGAUCGGCCGCAUCCCAGCGCACGACCCCGACGUCUCCGACAGCCUCAACUACACCUUCCUGCAGGGCAACGAGCUGCGGCUGCUGCUCUUGGACUCGGCCACCGGGGAGCUGCAGCUCAGCCGCGACCUGGACAAUAACCGCCCGCUGGAGGCGCUCAUGGAGGUGUCUGUUUCUGGCGACCACUGCGAGGUGAACGUGCGCUCGGGCCGCUGCGCCAACGGUGUGUGCAAGAACGGGGGCACCUGCGUGAACCUGCUCAUCGGGGGCUUCCACUGCGUGUGCCCCCCCGGCGACUUCGAGAGGCCCUACUGCGAGGUGACCACCCGCAGCUUCCCGCCCCAGUCCUUCGUCACCUUCCGGGGCCUCCGGCAGCGUUUCCACUUCAGCAUCUCCCUCACGUUCGCCACCCAGGAGCGCAACGCCCUGCUGCUCUACAACGGCCGCUUCAACGAGAAGCACGACUUCAUCGCCCUGGAGGUGGUGGGCGAGCAGGUGCAGCUCACCUUCUCGGCAGGAGAGACCACGACCACGGUGGCGCCGCAGGUCCCCGGGGGCGUGAGUGACGGGCGGUGGCACUCGGUGCAGGUGCAGUAUUACAACAAGCCCAACAUCGGCCGCCUGGGCCUGCCCCACGGGCCGUCCGGAGAGAAGGUGGCCGUGGUCACUGUGGACGACUGUGACACGGCCGUGGCCGUGCGCUUUGGCAGCUUCAUCGGGAACUACAGCUGCGCGGCCCAGGGCACGCAGAGCGGGUCCAAGAAGUCCUUGGAUCUGACGGGCCCUCUGCUCCUGGGGGGUGUCCCCAACCUGCCCGAGGACUUCCCGGUGCACAACCGCCAGUUCGUGGGCUGCAUGCGGAACCUGUCCAUCGAUGGCAGGAACGUGGACAUGGCCAGCUUCAUCGCCAACAACGGCACCAGGGCAGGCUGUGCUGCUCAGAGGAACUUCUGCGACGGGACCUGGUGUCAGAACGGAGGCACCUGUGUGAGCAGGUGGAACACGUAUCUCUGCCAGUGCCCGCUGAGCUUCGGCGGGAAGAGCUGCGAACACGUCAUGCCGCACCCCCAGCGCUUCAGUGGGGAGAGCGUUGUGUCCUGGAGUGACCUGGACGUCACCAUCUCGGUGCCCUGGUACCUGGGGCUCAUGUUCCGGACCAGGAAGGACGACGGCGUGCUGAUGGCGGCCACGGCGGGCGCGUCCUCCCGGCUGCACCUGCAGAUCCUAGACAGCUACGUCCAGUUCGAGGUGUCCCACGGCCCCUCCGAUGUGGCGUCCAUGAGGCUGUCCAGGUCACGCGUGACUGAUGGCGAGUGGCACCACCUGCUGAUAGAACUGAAGAGUGCCAAGGAGGGCAAGGACAUCAAGUACCUGGCGGUCAUGACCUUGGACUAUGGCAUGGACCAGGCCACGGUGCAGAUCGGGAACCAGCUCCCGGGGCUGAAGAUGCGCAGCGUGGUCGUGGGCGGUGUGUCCGAAGACAAGGUCUCGGUGCACCGGGGCUUCCGGGGCUGCAUGCAGGGAGUGAGGAUGGGGGAGACGGCCACCAACAUCGCCACGCUGAACAUGGACGAUGCCCUCAAGGUCAGGGUGAAGGACGGCUGUGACAUGGGGGACCCCUGCGCCUCCAGCCCCUGCCCUCAGCACAGCCACUGCCGAGACGCUUGGGACGGCUACGCCUGCGUCUGCGACAAAGGGUACUUCGGGAGGAAGUGUGUGGAUGUGUGUCACCUGAACCCCUGCGAGCACACGGCGGCCUGCGUGCGCAGCCCGGGCGCCCCUCAGGGCUACGUGUGUGAAUGUGGGUCCAGCCACUACGGGCCGUACUGCGAGAACAGGAUCGACCUCCCGUGCCCCAAAGGCUGGUGGGGGAACCCCGUGUGCGGGCCUUGCCACUGCGCCAUCGACAGAGGCUUCGACCCCGACUGCAACAAGACCAACGGCCAGUGCCAGUGCAAGGAGAACCACUACCAGCCCCCGGACCAGGACGCCUGCCUGCCCUGCGACUGCUUCCCGCACGGCUCCCACAGCCGCGCCUGCGACGUGGACACCGGGCAGUGCGCCUGCAAGCCCGGGGUCAUCGGCCGCCAGUGCAACCGCUGCGACAACCCUUUUGCCGAGGUCACCACGCUCGGCUGCGAAGUGAUCUACAGCGGAUGUCCCAGAGCGUUUGAAGCCGGCAUCUGGUGGCCGCAGACCAAGUUUGGGCAGCCGGCCGCGGUGCCGUGCCCCAAGGGAUCCGUGGGAACUGCGGUGAGACACUGCAGUGGGGAGAGGGGCUGGCGGCCCCCCGAGCUCUUCAACUGCACCACGGCCUCCUUCGUGCAGCUCAAAGCCGCGAAGGAGAAGCUGAGCCGCAAUGAGACGCGGAUGGAUGGGGCGGGGUCCCUGCGGCUGGCCAAGGCCCUGCGCAACGCCACGCAGCACACGGCCACGCUCUUCGGCCACGACCUGCGCACCGCCUACCAGCUGCUGGCCCGCGUCCUGCAGCAUGAGAGCGGCCGGCAGGGCUUCGAGCUGGCGGCCACGCAGGAUGCCGACUUCCACCAGGACGUGGUCCUCACGGGCAGCGCCCUCCUGGCCCCGGGCACCCGGGCGGCCUGGGAGCACCUCCAGCGGAGCGAGGGGGGCGCGGCGCAGCUGCUGAGAGGCUUCGAGGACUAUUUCGGCAACGUGGCCCGCAACCUGCGGAGGACCUACCUGAGGCCCUUCAUCAUCGUCACCGCCAACAUGAUCCUCGCCGUCGACGUCUUCGACAAGUUUAACUUCACGGGGGCCUGGGUGCCGCGGUUCGAGGACGUCCGCGACGACUUCCCGAGAGAGCUGGUGUCCUCCGUGUUCUUCUCGGCCGAUUUCUUCAAACCCCCGGAAAGGAGAGAGGGCCCCUGGGUGAGGCCCGUCGGUCGGAAGGCCGCCCCGCAGACCCCGCGCCCAGGGCCCAGCGCCGAGACGGAGGCCCCGUCCCGGAGGCGGAAGAGGCACCCGGACGAGCCCGGCCAGUUCGCCGUCGCCCUGGUCGUCGUCUACCGGACCCUGGGGCAGCUGCUGCCCGAGAGCUACGACCCCGACCGCCGCAGCCUCCGGCUGCCCAACCGGCCCGUCAUCAACACCCCGGUGGUGAGCGCCGUGGUGUACAGUGAGGGUGCCCCGCUCCCCAGCCCCCUGGAGAGGCCCGUCCAGGUGCAGCUCGCCCUGCUGGAGACCGAAGAGCGCACCAAGCCCGUCUGCGUGUUCUGGAACCACUCCGUCGCCCCCGGUGGGACGGGAGGCUGGUCGGCCAAGGGCUGCGAGCUGCUGUCCAGGAACCGGACGCACGUCACCUGCCAGUGCAGCCACACUGCCAGCGUCGCGGUGCUCAUGGACGUUUCCAGGCGCGAGCAUGGAGAGGUCCUGCCCCUGAGGAUCGUCACCUACGCCGCCGUGUCCCUGUCCCUGGCCGCCCUGCUGCUGGCCUUCGUUCUCCUGGCUCUGGCAAGGACGCUGCGCUCCAACCUGCACCGCACCCACCUGAACCUGGUCGGGGCGCUCUUCCUCUCCCAGCUGGUCUUCGUGGUCGGAGUCACCCAGACGGGAAACCCGUUCCUGUGCACGGUGGUUGCCAUCGUCCUGCACUACGUCUACAUGAGCACCUUCGCCUGGACCUUCGUGGAGAGCCUGCACGUCUACCGCAUGCUGACCGAGGUGCGCAACAUCGAUGCCGGGCCCAUGCGGUUCUACUACGUCGUGGGCUGGGGCAUCCCAGCCAUUGUCACAGGACUUGCAGUGGGCCUGGACCCCCAGGGCUAUGGAAACCCCGACUUCUGCUGGCUGUCCCUUCAAGACACCCUGAUCUGGAGCUUUGCCGGGCCCAUUGGGACGGUUAUCAUUGUCAAUACAGUUAUUUUUGUUCUGUCUGCAAAAGUCUCCUGCCAAAGAAAGCACCAUUAUUAUGAAAGAAAGGGGGUCGU